Messenger RNA from Dibothriocephalus latus, 234 nucleotides. NCBI's taxonomy places the organism in Eukaryota, Metazoa, Platyhelminthes, Cestoda, Diphyllobothriidea, Diphyllobothriidae. The record is from the annotation of a GenBank genome assembly.
AUGGGCGACGGGACACAAAGACCCGAGCUGGACGGUCAUCCGGCGCCAGCGCGUUCUUUGGUUUGGCGACACACUGAGCGGAAGAGAUGGGAAGCGGUUGUACUUCAGGCUGCUUUUGGCUCGCGUUCUGCAGACGAUGAUGCGCAUACCGAGGAGGAGAACAAGGUCAUCAAAGACAACCGACUUGCCAUUGUGCCGGCUUUUGAACCGGUGCCGCCGAACAGUGGAACAUAG